AAAGCGGAAACCAGAUCGCCUGCGCAUGCGCAAUCACGUUCCGCAACCAUCGUCUGUUUUUGUUUAUGCUAGCGACUGUCACGGAGGGUACUCGGCGUUCUAUACCGCCGGAAGACGAACAAACAAGGUAGAAUUGAGUCGGAAUCGAGCUCACGGUGAUCCACUAUGGGUGCCACUUCGAGCACCGAGGCUGAGAGGGAGCCGCUUCUUGCGUCGCCCCACGCAGCGGCGAGAGGUCCGCUGCCAGUCAGCAGCCGAGUGUACCGCCGAAGAUGGCUGGUCCUCAGCCUAUUCUCCCUGCUGGCCCUCAUGCAGGGAGUGGUGUGGAACUUUUGGGGGCCCAUUCAGAAUUCCGCCGCCCACGCAUUUGGCUUCACCAAGUCCGACAUCGCCGUGCUGGUUCUGUGGGGUCCGGUGGGCUUCGUCCCGUGGCUGCUGUUCAUGUGGCUGAUGGAUAAAAGAGGUCUUCGGUCGUCCCUCCUGCUGUCGGCCUUCUUGAUGCUGCUGGGGGCGGUGCUACGCAGCAUCCCGCUGUCGGACCUGACUCUGCGACGCUGGUUCAUCCACGGCGGUCAGCUCCUCAACGGUUUAGCCGGUCCCACCAUCAUGAGCGCCGGCCCCUUCCUGUCCACCACGUGGUUCGCCCCGGACCAGAGGGCCACCGCCACCGCCGUGGCCUCGCUCUUCUCCUACCUGGGCGGGGCGGCCGCUUUUGUGGCGGGACCCCUGAUCGUGCCCGCCCCCAACGGCACCCAGGCGGUGGGCCGCCGGGUGUCGGCGCCGGCGCCGGGAUUGGACGCCGUCAUCCGGGAAAAGAUCCAGCUGGUUAUGUAUGCGGAGUUGGCUGCUAUCGCCGCGCUGUUUGUGGCCGUCCUCUUCUACUUCCCCUCGCGGCCGCCGCUCCCCCCCAGCGUGGCCGCCGCGAGCCAAAGGCUCAGCUACAGGAGCAGCAUCUGCAGACUCCUCAGUAACCUCCGCUUCCUGAUGAUAGCGCUGGCGUACGCCGUGCCCACCGGAGUCAUCGCCGGCUGGGCGGGCGUCCUUGACAUGAUCCUCACGCCGGCCAACGUCAGCCAGGUGGAUGCGGGCUGGAUCGGGUUCUGGUCCACGGUGGGCGGCUGUGUUUUCGGGGUGGCCAUGGCCAGGUUCGCGGACUCCAUCCGCGGGAUGCUGAAACCGAUCCUGGUUCUAAUGCUGGCCGGGGCCUCGCUGUCGUCCACCUGGUUCACGCUCACCUGCCUCAGCAGGCUCACGCACCUCCCCUCCAGCGCGGCCAUUUUGUACACGUCGUGCAUCCUGGUGGGCAUCUUCAUCAACAGCAGCGUGCCCAUCUUCUUGGAGCUCUUCAUCGAGACGGUGUACCCGGUCCCUGAAGGCAUCACCUGCGGCGUGGUCACCUUCCUGGGCAACCUGGUCACCGGCCUGCUCCUCUUCUUCCUCACCUUUUACUGUACAGAGUUGUCCUGGCUCAACUGGUGUCUGACGGGCUCGUGCAUCUUCAGCCUGGUGCUCAUCCUGUUUUUCCGCGAGUCGUACGACCGCCUCUACCUGGACGUCUUUGUCUCGGUGUAACGGGACGGAUGAAAAAUGGGACACGAGCGGACCUUUUUUUUGUUGCACAAAACUCGGCGGAGACUUUUGGCGGUGUGUUUUUGCGCCAUUCGCCAGCCAGGACUCUGACAGUCAACGUUUACCCUACGCGGAAGACGCCACUUCCUGAAUCCAGGCGGCCAUUUUGUCUGUACCAUGUUUGACGACUGGCCUCGCACAAAAUGGAUACCGCCCAAAGGAGACACUUUCUGUUCUAAAUAGGAUUCUUCUUUUAAGAUGACCGUGCGGAGCUCCGGGAUACUCUGCCUGUUUGGACCUUUUAAAGGUUAUUCCUUUUCAUUUUUGUUGUGGUUUUAAGCGAACAAUACUGUUUUGUGUGUUUGUGUGUGUGUGGGGGCAGCCAAAGUGUGAUGACUGUCACAAGGAGGGAUAAAAGGGAAAAAAAAACAAAAGGACUGAGUGAUCUUUCGACCUUAUCUACCAACCUCACUUCUUUUCCGAACUUGAUCUUUAAUUUAUUUAUUUUAGUUUUGUAAAUGGUGAUUAUGUUUUGGACACAUUUUAACAUGAACAUGCAGUUCUCCAGGCCUUACAAAGGCCAUUUAAGUCACUUUUGUUGCGGUUUUAAGCUAACAAUGCCCUUUUUUUUUUUGGUUUGUUUGUCACAGCCAAAGUGAAGUGACUCAGCGAGACACUUUCAUUGUGUAACCUCUGAAGGGCGUGGAAUGAAACAGUGGAGGUUAGGGGGGGGGGGGUUCUAAGGACGUUUGUAUGUUUGCACAAAGUGUGGGAAUGGGAAAGUUAUGGUUUGUUCAUCUUGUACAGCGAUCUUUAGCCUUUGCCAUUGUCAAACUUUCAUGUGGUGCUCGUCGUCUUCCCUUGUCGCCUUUGGUUUGUGCGUGUCCCGAAUGUGGGAAAACUCUCCAGGCACCUUAUUCUUUUUCUUACUAAAUAAAAAAAAUGUUUUAUGAAUAAC
Hippocampus zosterae (dwarf seahorse) is the source of this 2527-nucleotide messenger RNA. RefSeq names its product solute carrier family 49 member 4 (gene slc49a4). Gene Ontology annotation, molecular function: transmembrane transporter activity. The transcript has 9 exons. Lineage: Eukaryota; Metazoa; Chordata; Actinopteri; Syngnathiformes; Syngnathidae. Gene Ontology annotation, biological process: transmembrane transport. Gene Ontology annotation, cellular component: intracellular membrane-bounded organelle; membrane. The coding region runs from base 166 to 1572 and encodes 468 amino acids. The record is from RefSeq and is a predicted model, not a curated record.